This is a messenger RNA of Fundulus heteroclitus (mummichog), 5814 nucleotides long. It is a transcript of the gene klf7a, whose product is annotated as Kruppel-like factor 7a. Gene Ontology annotation, biological process: regulation of transcription by RNA polymerase II. The record is from RefSeq and is a predicted model, not a curated record. Gene Ontology annotation, molecular function: RNA polymerase II cis-regulatory region sequence-specific DNA binding; DNA-binding transcription factor activity, RNA polymerase II-specific. The coding region runs from base 286 to 1179 and encodes 297 amino acids. NCBI's taxonomy places the organism in Eukaryota, Metazoa, Chordata, Actinopteri, Cyprinodontiformes, Fundulidae. The transcript has 4 exons.
AUCAGAGGCUGUUUUGGCAACACGGAUACGCGUGGAGCGUCCAUCCACUCCCAGUCUCUUUUACGCACCGAUUAUGCGCACAGGUACCGGGACUCUAAUUGUUCCGCGUUCAGCCGCUGCACUGCGCUUUUAAUCUCCUCCAUACGGACUAAUAUGAAAGAAGUGGAUGUAGAAGUCUGAUAGAGCUCAGACAGGAGGCAGGCGCAUUUCUUGUGGAUCAUUUUGCUGCUUAUUCCUUUUUUUUCCCUCCCCUCCUUCUCUCUUGCUCUCUGCCGGAGCGUAAGCAUGGAUGUCUUGGCGAACCACGGCAUCUUUCAGGAACUUCAGCUCGUUCACGACACCGGCUACUUCUCAGCCAUGCCGUCGCUGGAGGAGAACUGGCAGCAGACCUGCCUGGAGUUGGAACGUUACCUGCAGACAGAGCCCAAGCGUCUCUCAGAGCUUUUUGACCAAGACCUUGACGGCCUUCUUACUCCGGCCUACUUGAAAGAAGAUGGCGAGGAAGACCUUACAGAGGCCCUGCUCCCCAGCCUGCCGAGCCUCCCUGAACCUCCAAGCCCACUACCAGUGACCCUGUGUCCAAUCAGACAGAACUUAACUGCAACAAAAGACCUCAAGCCUAAAGGGCAGGGGCCAGAAAACUCAGAAGCAACGGAAGGGGUGCACCAGGCCCAGCUAAGUGCCGUCACCUCUCUAACUCCCCCGUCUUCUCCCGAGCUGGGCCGGCACCUCGUCAAACCCAGCCAGACGCUGACCGCCUCCGCCGACGGGACACUCACCUUGAAGCUUGUGGCCAGGAAGGUGGGGCUCAGCGCAGCCCGUGUAGUGGCGGGACACACGCUUCCAGUGCAGGUGAAGGACGAAGAGGAAGGGGCGGCGUGCCUGAUCGGAGUCGGCGAGCUGCCAGAGAACAAGAAGAGAAUCCACCGCUGCCAGUUCAACGGCUGCAGAAAGGUGUACACCAAGAGCUCCCACCUUAAGGCCCACCAGAGGACACAUACAGGUGAGAAGCCGUACAAGUGCUCAUGGGAGGGCUGCGAGUGGCGAUUCGCCAGGAGCGACGAGCUGACGAGGCACUAUCGCAAACAUACCGGUGCCAAGCCUUUUAAGUGCAACCACUGUGACAGGUGCUUCUCACGGUCGGAUCACUUGGCACUGCACAUGAAGAGGCACAUCUGAGGAGUCUGUAAGGGGUCAACGGGAGUGGAAGAACAGGGAAGUGAAAGAAGGAGAUGAACUGUCGACAACUGAAAAUGAACAAGAAGAAGACGUAGAGAGAUGGGUGGACUUGAAACACACUGGAUUUAAUCAGAUGCGGAUGAAGGAGGACCAGACAGGGCGUUUGACUAUAUGCAGAAACUGGCUACUCCAGAGUGGCUUUGUCAGUCUCAGCUCAAAGCUUUUGGUCCACUUAUACAGAAACGGUAAUGCCAUUGGCAGCACCAUUUUAGUCCUGGAAGAUACAGAUCCUGCCUUUUGUAUGUGUCUUUAAGGGUAUGGUGGAGGACCUGCAACUCUAUCAGACGAUCGAUACUGGCAGCUCUCUGUUUUCAUCAUCCCACAAGUGGUCCCUCAUUGACAACCUUCACAAACCUUAAGCAGCAAUGUUCCACAAGGCAAUUGUACAGUCAUGCUUUUGAAACAUUCCUACUCUUCACAAACUUACGGAUUCAGAAAAAAAACUAAUUUCCAACAGUAGCCAUGUUUCAUUCUGUCAAACCUGCCACAGCCUUUAGGAUCACCUUAGAGUUUGAGCGAAUACCAAAUGGAGCCACUUAUAAAUCCUUCUGCUCUGAUGGCAUUGGAGCAAUGGCUUAAAUUGGUUGAUGUCCUCGUAUACUCUUAAACCGGACUGUGUUGCACGAGUGUGUGGUCAAUUUGUUGCACUGACUUACCACCAAGAUCAACAUCCGCUGAGACAAACUUAUCUACUCUGGGAAUGUCAGAUGAAACUGAGCAUCUCAAGAGAUGUAAGGCAGCUUUCUAAGAGUGUGUAUUCUUCUUGAGAUCUAACAGUUGUUGUCAAAAACAGUUGCACAUUUGACUCUUUCCAGCUUUUUGUAAAACAAUGUUCCAACUGAAACGCUGGCUUUCCACGUGCCACCUGAGCACAAGUUCAAGCAGCUAGCCCACUGCGAUAGCACACAGAACACAAACAAGAUCACUAUGUAUUUAAAGAAUAUAUUGUUUCUAAGAAGAUCCUGUUGCUUGUUUGAAAAAGACCAUUUUAAAUAGACACCCUGUGAAGAACACAGGAAAUGGAUGCAGCCAAAAGGAAAGGAAAGACGGAUGCCUAAAAUGAUCUCUUUGGGCUUUGAGAGUGAUUGGCACCAAACUAGCCGCUGGACUGAGACGGUCCAAAGCACAGCACACUUUCAUGCAGAAUUCUUCCAAUUAAGCAUCUAUCUAACUUCAAAUAAAAACCGCAUUGGACAGCUCACUGAAUCUGACCCUAUGUAUAUCCAAGAACAUUUCUGCUGACUUUUUGACCAGCAUGUAUGUCGGAAUGCUGAUAUUUUCACCUGCUAGACGGACUCUUAGGGAGGCACAGUCAAUCAACCAAUUGGGUCCUGUCAGAGAAAAUCAAUGUGAAUGUAUCUGUUGCAAUCCUGGCCAUUUUGCGAAAACCCAUUAAAACACUGGAGAAUGGUGAGUAAGACCAUACUAGACUGUUUCUGUUCUUUGUCAUAUUAGGGAAGAAAAACUGGAUUUGGAAGAACUGGCUGGUCACAGCUGGUAGCUUUUGACAUUUUACUGGCUCUCUUGGACCAGCAUGAGUUCAGAUUUCCAGUGGGUGGCUGUAAAUGGGUUAGGGGAGGGUGGAUCUGCUCAGUCAGCAAUGAUAACUGCCCCAUCAGCUUAUGUAACUGCUGCAGAGUGAAACCCACACGCACAAGGAUACAAACAUUCACACCAGAAAAACUGGAAUUAGCAUUUAUCUUGUGUUACUUGACCUUUGGCAUGUCGAACAGAAAGCACUAAUUCUUAGCUUUCUUAAUUAUACAGAUUAAUUUGAUAUGAACAAAACAUUUCAAACUAGCAGCUUGGAUAUCAUUUCUUUUAAGAUGUUGCUGUUGUAUUUCCUUCAAGAGAGAAUCCCCAGAGUGAAAUGUUUGCUUCUGAGUUAAAUUUAAUUCAAUUUAGUUUAUUUAUAUAGUACCAAAUACCAACACAUGUCAUCUCAAGGCACUUUGCAAUGUCAAAUUAGUUAAAUCACACAGACCUAUUGGUCUAAACGUUUUCCAUGUUCCUUGCAGCAUUCACUCCUCCUGGAAGCCAUGGUGUACAGUUGCUUGCAUUGUGUUGUUGACUUUGCAGCAAUCCUCAUAAUUCAUCUAGCUGCAAUGGGGAGGAAAACUCCCUUUCAACAGAAACAAACCGCCUGCACAACCAGAGCCAGGCUGACUGGGAGUUUGAGAAGACAGAGCAGAGACACAAAAACAACACAGAAGCUCUGAUGCAGGAGUACUUUCUCUGUGGAAGAAAAGUACAAAUGAGACGGCAUUGUUCAGAUUGGUUUUAGAGCUCAGUUGAAGGUUUGGCUAUGGGUUUAGUUUUUUGGCUAACACAAGUUAGAAUCAAGUACCAGAUGGAGUUUUGGGCGGAGUUGAUAUGGGAGAGGUUGCAUGUAUGUCCGCCUCCCUGAUUGUCUCCACCCAGUCCUAGCUACAAACUGUUGGAAUUAUCAAGUGCAAGCCAUCAGAAUUGACACUAGUUAUGUUUACAUGGACAAAAGUAAUCAGAAUAAACGGCCAAUCAGAAUAAAAACAUGUCAUGUAAACAAGCCAAUCGGAAAACGAUGAUCGGAUGAAGCUCAAUCAGAAUGAAAUUGUAUUCCCGAUGAGAGAGGUGAUUUUUGCUGAUUGAUAAUCCAAUCAACGUGCAUUUAAACACUUGUUAGGCUCAAGUUAUUCCGAAUCUGGCAAACUGACCCGAGUGUGCAUGUGUGCCCGACGUAAACAAUGGCGGAACUACGUCAGGAAGCAAAAGUGUUGGGGCUCCUGAUUCAAACUUUAUGUUCGAAAAAAGCUCAAAAUUGUUGCUAACUCAGUAACGUUUCAACUGUAAUUAGAACUUGGUGCAAGUCCAGCCCGGGCACUUAGAAGAAAAACAAACUCAUAUACUACUGGUUUCUUCUGUGAUUUUUUUUUUGAGGAAUUUGAUAAGUGCACAUCAGAGUGGUUAUAUUCUGAAUAAAGCUAGGUCCAUCCAAACACACAUUAUGAUCAGAUUAAUUGAUUGUGUGCCCAUGUAAAUGGUACAAUCAGAUAAUUUAAUCAUAAUACAUUUUAUACAAUUGUGAAAUUUUGUGCAUGUAAACAUAGCUAAUGGAUCCUGAAUAGAUGUCGAAACUUUUCAGAAAGAACUGAGAGAAAGUCCAGUUGCCCGAUUUCAGUCUGUUUGUUGUUGCGAUAAACUGGACAACUAAGAAUUUGCAUAGGCUUGUUAGAAUUAUUCAUUUUUGUCAUUUCCACAACCCUAAAAGUGAAAACAUUUUACUCUGGAGAUUUAGAGUAACAGCAGAGACCUUUAUUUUUAGAAAAUAUUUUCUUUAAAGCCAUCCAAGCUUCCUUUUCUGUUUUUACAUAUGUGUAAAAAUUGACUUUUCUGGUAAAACAUUUCACAUUUGGUCCAAAGCAGAUUUGCUGUUUUGUAAUUUGCUCUGACUGCACAUGAAAGAGGUAACGAAGAAGGGCAGUUUCAUCUUUUUUAAGGUGACUGCUUGUCAUUGAUGGCAGCUCUAUGUGUGUGUUUCAGUAUUUAAGUUUGAUAUUCUUCUGUUGAAUGAAUCUGUGUGUUUACAUGUAAGCUGGAGACUGUUCUGCAUUAAUCAAAUUAAAUUGGUAAACUUGGUGGGUUUCAUGUUAGUUUCCUUCACUUACCGUGGAAUUCCCAAAUAACAAGCUGAUAUGAAAUGUAAGUCCGCCUGUUGUUGGACAGCUCACCUUAACAAAAUUGUUCUCCAGGAGUUUAGAAACUGGAAUCUUGAAAUGUGAAUGUGUUUUCUGGGGGGUGGGGGAGGGGAGGGGGGAUGGGGGGAGGAGUUUUCAUGUUGUCUCCGAGGAUGCGUUUACGUUGUGUUUCAUCUUAAUGAAUGAUCCGGUUUUGCCGUGCCUGUGUGUUUUUGUCUGUUUGUUUUUUUCUCCUUUUUUUUCUUUUGAGAAAAAAAAUCACUUGCAUGUCUGAUGCUUUUUUUUUUUACAUGUCUACAGUCCUCACAACCAUGCUCUAUGAUGAUAUAGUAGCUAUUUCUUAGCAUAAUAUCCACACAUCAACUCAGAUACUCUGUAAACACUUUCCAUGAACACAUAUAGAUGCCUACUCUGCUCAUUCCUUGUGUUUUUCACCAAUAUUUGUUUCAUGUGUGGCAGCAGCUCCACCUUUUUCAGCAGAAAACACUGGGGUUACAUGCAUUACUAUGUGUGACACCACCUCCGUUUCCACCAGGUCUGAAUUUUAAAUCAGCUCACCUCCCCUUUUUCUACCAGCAUACUCUUAUCACUUCUACCCUUCUUCCUUCCAUUUUUCCUGACACAAUCGUUUUUCCAUCUUUUUCCCCAUCUAUUGACCUUCUGUUUUUGUUUCUCUGUACAAAGUGUUUCAAAUUUAUCAUUUGUAUAUUAUGAUGUAUGGGUACGAUAAUGUUCUUUAUUAUGGAAAAAUGAGAGAUUUAUUUUUGUUACUGGUUUGUUUCAUAAUUCCUUUUUUAAAUUGGUAUUGUAAUAUCUCUAUGCAAGGAAACUGUUCGUUGAAUAAUUUUUAUUUAAGAAUGUAAUUAUGUGUAAUAAAUGGUAGAAGCAGUUUGGCAUGGAG